AUGCAACCAACUUCUCAAUUUCCGUUUGUUCAUCUUUCGACCGAGCUUGUCCUGCUCAUCCUCAGAUAUGCCUCAAGACCUACUUUCUUCAAAACUCACAAAAAUCCAUAUUCAUCCGCGCUCUCACUCUGCCGCGUCUCCAAAAUUAUCAGACGCACCGUCCUUCCCGAAAUUCUACACACAGUGUUGCUCUCGGAAUAUCACAAUAUGACGGCCUUCGUGCAUGCUCUGCGCCUGCAGAACACAUACGCCCAACAAGGAAAUCACCUUCAUUUCAACUACGCAGCUCACAUACGCAAGAUUUGGUUUGGACAAAUCUGCGAACCUCCACCACAAGCUCCCAUGCGCCGCAACUUUGCCCUAUAUGCACAGUCUGAGUCUGACAUUGACUUCAGCCUUCUGGCUCCAGUGCUACUAUCAGCACCGUCCCUUGCGCUUGACUUUGGAAGUCUGUGGCUUCUUUACGGCUGCAUCGAGUCCGUAUGGAACUCCCACGUUGCCAUGAAUAUCGACCAUGAACACUUUCCUCCUUGGAGCACAAAAUCUUUGACACUAGUGGGGGAUCUCAUUCGUUGGCAUCCCCUCACAAGCAGUGCCGAGGGAUCCGCUUUUCUUGCUUCCAUCUCUCGCCUCACCUUCCUCUCUCCCACAACAUUCGACGAUUUGGAACCCCAGAGCCACCUGCUCCCUGAGUGGAUGGCGAGCGUUCCAUGGGCUUCUUUCAAAAGCCUUAGAACGGUCUCGCUUGUCCUCCCCCGUAUCGUAAUCACGGGCGCUGCGAGGACAUGUAUCAGCGAAGAGAACGUGGACGUCGAGCUGCUGACGCUGUCCACUCCCUCGAUGUCUAGCCCCUGGAGACACAAGUCCAUAAACGCCUACACUGAGAGUGGGGAAGGGCAUGUUUUGUCAGUUGAUGUUCGUACUAAAUCGGAGGAUCUUCGCAUGCAGUUUAAUGUUUCCUAUGAUUGGGAGGAGGCCUGGGCUUGUGGACUAUUGUAA
Molecule: messenger RNA, 999 nt
Organism: Suillus paluster
Lineage: Eukaryota; Fungi; Basidiomycota; Agaricomycetes; Boletales; Suillaceae
Exons: 1
Coding region: 1-999 (332 amino acids)
Source: RefSeq, a predicted model, not a curated record